Messenger RNA from Hyla sarda, 2762 nucleotides. It is a transcript of the gene C2CD2, whose product is annotated as C2 calcium dependent domain containing 2. The record is from RefSeq and is a predicted model, not a curated record. Bases 1 to 1938 code for a protein of 645 amino acids. The transcript is spliced from 13 exons. Lineage: Eukaryota; Metazoa; Chordata; Amphibia; Anura; Hylidae.
AUGUCUUGGUUUGGAGAAUUUCAGUGGUUAUGCUUGGUCACCCUCUUUUUUGCCUCCUUGUUGACCAUCGCUGUCUAUCUGGUCCAGUACGCCCUGAAUGGUUGGAGGAAACGUAAAGCGAGGUCGCCUUAUGGUGGCGCACAGGGUGAGGCCGACACUCUACUGUCCUGGAUAUUAUCUCUGAAUAGCUGGCGGAGUCAAUGGCUGAAGGCUUGGAUAGCUGCCCUCAACGAAGAGGCCGGGAAAAGAGGGGUUGUCUGCUGCAGUAUAGUGGGUGACUGUCUACAAUUUGCCGUACGGGUCACCCGGACCCUACCAGCCAACUCAGGAUGCCAAGUGUACAGCGUCCGCAUCAAACCGCUACAUAUAAAUUUGGAGCUUCGUGUAAAAGAAGGAAAUGGAAGAGAUGUCCAGGUCACAUGGUCCAUGGGAAACUUCUGUGAUCUCGAUCUUCAAGUUCAACCAAAAACUAAUCUGGAGACCCCCGGAGCAAGUGCCAUCAAGGAAACUCUGGAGGACAUCUUGAAGAACCUCAUGGGCUGUGUGCGACCUCAAGUAGACCUGAGCAGCAAGUCCACCAAUGUCAAGGAGUAUCAGAAUAUUCCUGGCAUCUAUUCCCCAGUAAUGUGUCCCCCAAAACCACCCCGAGCUCAUGAGCUGAAGCUUCAAGUCCGGAACAUCAAAGCAGCGCUGGCGGGAAAUGUCGACACCUCAGGGAUGGUGGUGUGCUCCACGCAGCUCAAUGACCCCGUCCAGAGGUUCACUACCGCAGCCGUACAGCAUAGCCUUAGCCCCAGCUGGGAGGACGAGUUUGUGUUUGAACUGAAUGCAAAAUCCAGAGAGCUGCAGCUAGAGAUUUCCGAAUCUGGGCAACCAGCCGGGAGUCCCCCAUUGGCCAGCACUACCGUGCCCUUGGAUCUAUUCAGGAAGAACCCCUCAGGAAGGCAGAACUACUCCCUCCACCCCAACAGCCCCUUAUCUGGGUCGAUCAGCGCUCAGUUCUUGUUUGUGGAACCGAAUGAAAUGAAAUCCUGGACGGUCCCGGUCCCUGCAAAGAAAGUAGAGAAGGACCGGACGGUGAUGCCUUGUGGUACUGUGGUCACCACCGUCACUUCUGUCACCUCAAAGCCGAGGUUAGAGGGAAAGAGCGAGAAAACAUCAGAUUCACCCUCCAGGACUCCCCCUAAAAUAAAAAUCAUUGAGAGGGACUUCUCAGUACAAGCCAUUCCUUCUCAGACUGGUGUGGUGAGCAAGGCGCUGUCCUCCUCAGACACAGAACUCUUGAUGCUGAAUGGCUCUGACCCGGUUGCAGAAGCUGCCAUAAGACAGCUGAGGGAGUCUUCUAGACAGUCCCUGAAGUCUCCUCGUAAGAAAAGCACCAUUAUCAUAUCAGGGAUCUCAAAGACUGUGCUUACUCAGGACGACGAAGCCGCCCUCAUGUUGAAUUACGCGGCCUCCAUGGACAGCACAAUUCAGAACGACGCGUCCUUCACCUUUGACGACGACUCUACAAUGGCCGCCGGCGAUAAAGGUCUGACGUUGGCGUCCACGGCCACCAUGCCAGCCAUGGGCUCAGACGACGAGCUUCACAGUGCCUGGGAGCAGGACAGCCAGCCUGGGGAGUGGAAUGUAAAUGGAAUGGAGGACCAAGAUUCCGAAUUAGUAUCCGUCAGUAAUUUGAGCAUCUCGGAGACGGGGAGCGUCAGGAAAUCUAAAGGUGGACUUUUACACAGAGGGGCAAAGCUAUUUUUCCGCCGGAGGCACCAGCAGAAAGACCCUAGCAUGAGUCAGUCCCACAACGACCUGGUCUACCUGGAAAGGCAAGGGGCAGUGGAGCAUCGCAAGAAGGGGGCCACGCUGUCCCGGUUUCUCAACAAAAACAAGAAGCUUCUCCCCAAAAAUAAACACAAAAAUAAACCCCAACCAGACAAUGACUAAAUCGGGCCAGGCAAGAUGGCCGACCAAGACCCCCCACAUCCUUGUCCUUGAGGAAAGCCCCCGAGCGACAAACAAGGCAUAAGGCCAACUUGAAGGCAUAUUUUAUGUCCCUCAUGAACCUGUAAAAUCCUGCUUUUUUCUGUCUUUUAGCUCAACACUGUGAGAUUUUUAGGAGUCCUCUAUGGUUGCUUGUCUCCAACGCACAAUGGAGGCAGCCAUUUUAUGAGCUAAAGCAAUACUCAUGACAAGAUCAGCCGCCGAGGCAGCCAUUUUGCCAUCCACACUAAUGGAGUGUGAGAAGUUCUCAGCUACGAGACGGCCAUUGAUUGCCGUGUACCUCAUCCCCCGGUGAUGUUAAUGGUUUCUAGAGUAAUUAUUUAAUUAUAUAUAUAUAUAUAUUUUUUUUUUUCUACAAAAUGGCAUCUGCUGUGAAAUGUGGAUUGAGGUCCACCUCGCUUUGUCAUGGAGUUCGCAUGUAAAUUGUAUUUAUGAAGCACUGCAAUGGUGAAAGUCUCCAUUUAGUUGUAGAGUCAAUAGGAGCGAAUGGUUUUCGUCGCAAUUACCUCUGAGUGGGGGGGGGGGGGGGGGGGCGAGGAUUUCUAUGAUAUCCGAUGGUGCCAUAUAUCAUAAAGCAACAGACCACCCUGAACACUAAUUCUGUAAAUAAUAGAUAGAGUAAGAGGUUUUUAAAGAGUUAUAACCCCAUCGUCAUGCAAGAUUUUCGCUUAUACCAGUUACCAGAUUAGCCGAAUGUUACUGGUUCCACGCACGGCCAUAUAGGAAGGCAGGGGUGUAGCUUUAGGGUAGUGGUCUUCAACCUGCGG